CUCACCUGCAUCACUUGUGUCUGGAGGGCAGCGGGGUUAUCGUAACAGAAGUAACUUCCUGGAGGGGGAAAGCGAUGAUGGAUCAGUUAAGGAUGAGACGUCGGGCACCGUGUGCUCUCUGGGUCUUUGUGCUGCUGCUUCUUCUUAGUGAUGUUGGACUGGGUGGCCCUCUAUCGCCAGGGACAGAGGUGCCGCUGGUGGACUCGGAGCCUUUUCAGUCCAACGCCAUAGUGGAGCUGGAGGUACCCCCUAAGUUUGAAGGUGCGAUGCCAAGGGGAGAGCUGGUACCCCACCACUACCCUGCCCAGCGGGCCGCCAAGGUGGUACAGCACUACCUCAACACGCGCUAUGGGUCGCCCUACAGACGGAUAAUGCUGGACCAAGUCCACAAGGCUGGACUGGAGGACCUAGGGCAGAUUGGGAAAAAGUACCACCUGGAACUGUCACUGAAGGAAUUCGUCAGCGAUACUGAUCUGGGCCAGUGCUCCGCAGAGGUGCUCUUCUCCGGGCCACAGGAGGGGAAGGCUCCCCAGGUGCAGUGCUCCUGCGAGGGCCUGAAGAAGCUGGACACCAGGGCGGAGGAGGAGGCCCUCUUCCAGCGGCUCAACACCUCCGGCAGCCUCCUCUCUGGCAGCAACAUACCAGACAGCUACGGUCACAUGACCCCGGAGAUGACGCCGAUGUGGCACCUAGGUGGGGUGGCCUCCAGCUUUAUCAUGCUCAGGGAGUCCAGCGAGGACACGCUCUACAACAUGGCACAGAUCGCCAACGUCACACAGCUGGAGACAGAAAAUAAUCAGCUGAGAUUCAACUUUUACGUCCUGCUCCAUGACAUGAUCUCACAGGAGAUUCUGCACUGGAAGCUGCUGGCAACGUGGUCUCCAGCAGGGGGCGUGAGCGUCUCGCAAACGGUGCAGCACCCCAAAUGCCAACACGGCCAAUGCAAGAUGCCACUCGCGGAGGACAUACACGAGGACAAGCCUGAGGGCACCCCCUCGCCAACCUCUACAAGCUGAGCUGCUUGAAGGUCCUACACAAGCAUGCCAACUUGGUCCAGCACAAUGGUCAAGGACCGUUGAAAAUGAGAAGCACUGAAGAUGAGGGCUGUAUGGUCAUCAUUUGUUCUGUUGGCAGAUGAAACUGUGCCAAAUAUUUUCUGACUGCAGGUUCUUUGUCAAGAAAAUACUCCAAGAAGGAAUGUUUUGUAAUGUUAAUACACACUAUGCUGUUAUGUGUCUUACUUGCACAACUUCUGGUGAUAUUACUGUUUUUGAUAGCCUACUCUUUUUUUCUUGCAAUGUUAUUGUACCCACUCACUGAAUGUAAAACGUGCAAGUAAAAAUAAAGCACAGACACAAAUAUAUUAUGGAAAUAAAGGAAAAAUGG
Messenger RNA from Engraulis encrasicolus (European anchovy), 1386 nucleotides. RefSeq names its product latexin (gene lxn). Lineage: Eukaryota; Metazoa; Chordata; Actinopteri; Clupeiformes; Engraulidae. The coding region runs from base 75 to 1016 and encodes 313 amino acids. The record is from RefSeq and is a predicted model, not a curated record. The transcript has 8 exons. Gene Ontology annotation, molecular function: metalloendopeptidase inhibitor activity.